Molecule: messenger RNA, 4215 nt
Organism: Purpureocillium takamizusanense
Lineage: Eukaryota; Fungi; Ascomycota; Sordariomycetes; Hypocreales; Ophiocordycipitaceae
Product: DNA (cytosine-5-)-methyltransferase
Exons: 2
Coding region: 309-3965 (1218 amino acids)
Cellular component (GO): nucleus
Molecular function (GO): chromatin binding; methyltransferase activity
Source: RefSeq, a predicted model, not a curated record
CUUGAGAAUGAGGGCCCAGAGCGCUUCAACUACUACGCAUGACCCCCUGUCAUGCUUUUCUCGUCUGAUUUAUGUCUUCUCUCACUCAAACACAACAUUAGGCGCAAAGAUCCCCAUCCGCCUGCUCGCAUCGGAUUGUCGCGCCGCGCUCCAACUUGCGUUGCCAGCCGCGUCGGUUUGGCAUGCGCGUCUUGUGCGACUUCUGAUGGCUGCUCCAACAGCCUGCUUGUACGACUCUGGUGAAAGCAGCUUCGCAGCGUCGCUCGUAAACCCAUGCGGAAAGCCUGUGCUCCGAAAAACUACUGACAAUGCCACGACUCAGCAAUGCGGAGAUGGAGGACUUAUGGGAGGAACUCGCCGCCCCUGAGGGCUCUAUCCCGGUCCAUGCUGCUGUCGAUAUUGGAGCAGAAGCGCGCGAGUUGGAGACGCCCAAAUGGCCCGAUUCUGAGUCUUCUGUCGCGUCUCCAACCUCACCGGCGGGUUCAGCAUCUCUCGGAUCGGACGCCGGCGCCUCAGAGUCGGAGCACGCUGGCGGUUUCACGGUGGAUGUCCCCGAGUGUAACAUGAUAUCGCCGCUGUCAUGUUACGAACCCUUUGAUGCCGGAGCCCCCACAAUGUCCGAGUCUCGUGCGCUCGCGACGCUGGCUCCGGAGUGGAAGCGUCUCCGGCGAUCGGACGACGACGAUGUGGAGGGCAUCGAGUACGACCUCGACGACUUUGCCGCCUAUUGCGACGCAACCGCGUAUCCUUGCGAGAUGCGGCCCCUGCACCAGCUGGACACUAAAAUGGGCGUUAGGAACCUUUACUUUGACGGCGUCCUCAGCAUAGGCGGCCAGCACCGCAUCUUCGUCAGGCGCGUGCCCAUCGCCGCCAUGCCCAUCGGCAACUACGGCACGCAGCACGACACCGCUCAGGGCCACAUCUGGCUGCAGUCGGAGCUCAAUCGUAACCGGAGUAUCUACUACAAGCUCGGCAAGCCCGCCAGAGAGUACCUACGCUACUAUCGGCCGAUGCUCUGGGUCGUCGACCUCGCCAAGCACUUUGUUGACUACCUGCAGGUCACAGGCGACGCCUCCAAGAGCGUGCAGAUUCACCACUUCCGCAGCGUGUUUAUCGCCUGGCUGCAGGACACACAAAAGAGCUCGCUCGCCUUUGAUGCGUGGCGCCGACAGCACCCGAGCCCUGACUUUCGGUCGUCGGUCGUCGCGCACAUCAACUUCCUACACAAGGAGGCCGUCGGGGUGCUCGGGUACAAGGCCACGUACAAGCACGACGUAUGGUCCGAGGCACUCUUACUCACGGCUUACGAGCCGCAACCUAGGGCCAAGGACCCCAAGACGGUCGUCACGCAGUACAUGUACGACCUCUUCAAGGACAUGCCGUUUGGUGAUCAGCUCAUCGUGGCGCCCAUCAGCCCGAACAUCCAGCAGCUGCGCGACGAACUGAUCCACGAGCGGCGCAUGGAGCUGCCCUCGCCCGUUCACGAAGCAGUCAAGGACGUUUCGUCGGCAGCCGAGGCGCGGAUCCGCGAUGUCAAGCCCGGCGACACCAUCAGCACGCCCCGCGACGACGAGGCCUCAGGUAGCAUGUGGAAGCGCGAGGUGUCCAAAGGGUUCCACGACGUGGACCGUUGGUUCGCGCUGGUGCAGAGCGUGCGCACGGCCAAGAGCGGCAAGCGCGUCUUCGACGUCAUCUGGUAUUACCGGCCCGUGGAGACGCUGUGCGGCGUGAUGCACUACCCGUGGAACAAUGAGCUCUUCUUGUCUGACCACUGCUCUUGCAAGGAGCGCAACAAGAUUAGCGAGGACGAGGUGCUGGGCGUGCACGAGGUCGAUUUUGGCGGCUCCUCGGCGACCACGGCGGAGUUCUUUUGUCGGCAGACAUACGUUCACGCCGAGCGCAAGUGGGUGACGCUGCGAGAGAAGCACAAGCACUGCAAACAUACGAUGGAGCGCAGGCGCCCGGCGAAGUACCGGCCAGGGGACACCUUACUCGUGCACCUCGACACCAAGUCCUCGCUGGCGGAGCCCUGCGAACUCGUCUCGUCCUAUAGGGAGGGCGAUGGCAAGAUCUACCGGCUGCGGCGGCUGCUGCGACGGCGGGACGUCGAUCAGGAGGCUCACACCUCACCGCCCAACGAACUCGUAUACAGCUCGAGUCUCAUCGAGGGCCGCAAGAACCGCAUCGUCGGCCGGUGUCGGGUCCGCUUCUUCCCUGCGGGCAGCCACAUCCCGACACCAUACGACCGGAAUGGGGUGGGUGGCUACUUUUUCUUUUCAUACAGACUGAAAGAAGCACACGAUGGCGUUCGGCGUUGCGAGGCUCUCGACGCGGCGCCCGAGAGCCUGCGGCAGGGUUGGAACCCGGCCGCGACGGUGCCCCAGCUUCAGGGAGUCGACCUCUUUUGCGGCGGCGGCAACUUCGGGCGCGGGCUCGAGGACGGCGGAGCGAUCGAGAUGAGAUGGGCCAACGACUACGAUAGCAAGGCUGUGCACACGUACAUGGCCAACGUCGAGGUGCCGGGACGCGUGACGCCAUUUCUCGGCUCCAUCGACGACAUGCAGCGGCGAGCCAUGGCUGGUGACUUGAGCAGCAGCGUGCCGCGCGUCGGCGAUGUUGACUUCGUCUCCGCCGGCAGCCCAUGCCCAGGAUUCUCGCGGCUCACAAACGACAAGACGACAGUGGCACAGCGCAAAAACCAGUCGCUUGUGGCGGCGUUUGGAUCCUUUGUCGACCUAUAUCGGCCGCGGUACGCACUGCUGGAGAAUGUGCCGGGCAUCGUGCACAAGCGCGCGAACCGCGACCAGGACGUCUUCAGCCAGCUCAUCUGCGCCGUCGUCGGGCUCGGCUACCAGGCGCGCUUCUUCUUCCUCGAUGCGUCGUCGUGCGGUUCGCCGCAGCGCCGAUCGCGGGUCUUCCUCGCACUCGCCGCACCAGGCUGCCAGCUACCCGACAAGCCGCUCAUGACGCACUCGCACCCGCCGCAGACCAAGGCGCUGGGCCUGGGGAUGCUCCCGACGGGCGAGCCCAUGGCGGUGCGCGAGAUGCCGCGCGCCACGCCGUUUCACUUCGUCACGGCGCUCGAGGCGACGGCCGACUUGCCUGUCAUAUACGACGCCAAGCCCGACACAUGCGUACCGUUCCCAGACCACCGCGUGUCACUAGGACUCACGCGCAGCCAGCGGCUACGCAUUGCGGUCAUCCCAACGCAUCCCUGGGGCAUGAACUUUUCGCGCGCUUGGUACGGCACAGGCGCGACCAAGAAGCCGGGGCACGGAAUCAUGACAUUGGCGGAGCGGGCCUUUUUUGCUGGCACUGACAGUGGAUCGGGCACAGCAUCGCCCAUCAACGACAACAAUCGCGUGGGUGAGGCGCAUGCCAGUUCCAACGCGUACGGGCGCAUGUACCCGGACCGUCUCAUUGAGACGAUUGUCACGACACAGAAUCCGCGGGACGGCAAGAACGGGCGCUCACUGCACUGGAGCGAAGAUCGCGUGCUGACCAUCAUGGAGGCGCGUCGGGCCCAGGGCAUGCGCGACCACGAGGUGCUGCUAGGCUCGCCGGCGACGCAGUUCAAGAUUGUGGGUAACAGUGUGGCCAGGGAGGUGGCCGUGGCGCUGGGCAUUGUGUUCCGCGAGGCGUGGGUCGAGACGCUCCUCGGGGACAAGGUCGACGAUGAGGGCAUCGAGGGAGAUGGUGGCAUCGAUGGCGCCGACGCGGUUCCGUCUCCCAUGUCCUGGGGCGACGCGCCCCACGAUAGACCGGAGCAAACAGCCAGCUUGGGGAGCAGUCCUCCGCCACCGGCCAGGAAGCGCAGCCAGUCCCUAGCAGCGGAGAUGUCAGACCGCAAGAGGCGACGCGGCGAGACACCGGGGAGCCAAGCGAGCAUUGUCAUGGCACCCAGCCCGCUCGGAAGAGCUGUCAUGAUGCAAGACGAAAAUGCGGAGAUUGACGACGUGCUUUGAUCGACGUGGGCGACGGCGGCUCGAGCAGAACUGAUGUUUCUGCUUCUGGGGAGCGGGGGGGGUGUCAUGUAUGUUCAUACGGUGUAUCAUCACGACGAUGGCCGAGAAUGUGUGUCCAUAUAGCGGAGGCAAGACAUCAGGUAUAGACAUUGUGUGGCGUUGGUGCACAGGCGAUUGAUACCAAGUGCUGUCCGAUGGCUCAAUAGAGAAGAAGCAUACAAAUAGAGGAUCCCCGAUCCGCUUUUCCUAG